AUGACACCACUUCUGCCGUCACCGGCCUCGUGCCAUCCUACAACGCUGCCAAAACUAGAUGCAGAUCAAGAGUCUUCGCUGUCGGAGUGCGAAAAACGUGCCAAAACCUUAGAAUGUAGAACAGGAGCAAGCACUGUAUUGGCAAGAUCGUCUGUAUUUGUUUACGGGGGCUUCACAGUUCCGCUAAACCUCACAGAAGUUAACUCGGUGUCAAUACAGCAAGAACUCAUCCUGUUCUUUGCACGCAAACGCAAACACACAAGCGGGUUUCAGAAUUUGGCAGAAUGGAUUAGUCAAGAAGUGUUCCAUUUGGAUUUGAUAUCGCGAAAAUGGGAUCGUGUAGAAACCCAGGUCAACCAAUCAAACGACACGAACGGCGUCGAAGACGACUCAAUGCAAGUUACCAUGAGAGAGCGGGUUUUCCACUCGAUGUGCUACCACGAUGGCCAUCUGUACGUGUUUGGUGGUCUGGUGGUCUCACCGCAGUCCGGGUAUGAGCUCAUAGCAUCCAAUGAGCUAUGGGCACUGGGUUUGCGGACGAAGGUGUGGCGACUGAUCAGCUGCAACCCCUGCAUCGCAAGACGCUUUAAUCAUAACAUGCACAUAGUUCAGGGUCCCGAAGACGAGGAUGAUACACAUCUGUAUGUCGUAGGUGGUCUCAACAACUUGGAUCGUCCCAUACACGUUGUCGACAUAUAUAACCUUACUCAAAACCGGUGGGAAUCGUUGGACGAUGAAAGCUCGGUCGCACAGGUGAUAACUACCAACAUUGAUGGUCAAAAUACCCCUCUCUUAGAAAACUCAAAUUUUUCACUACUAAUAAGGGACCAGGCCACAAAUAAACCGCUCAUUGUCAGCUACGCCCCCAGCGAAACAGAGGAAGAUGCUAAUCCUGUUGUUAUACAGCCUCUGAACCCGGGACCAAACGGUAAAAGGAUGCCUGCAUUUAGAAGGCGCGGUAGCAGGGAUGCCAAACAGUACAAGGCACCAUUUCAUUUACAACAUCCGUCCGGGGAUUAUUUUGGUCAUAACAUUAUCAUAAGUGGCUUUUAUCCCGAUUUUGAGCCUUCAAGCUUUCACUGCUUCACAUACAAUAUUCCUACGGGCAAGUGGACCGAAAUAAGCACCAUAUCCGAUGAUCCCUCAGGCUCCAGCCAUCGGCUCUGGCAACUUUUUGUAUGGCAAUCUCACCACAGGAUCGUUUUACUGGGAACCAUGACAAAAGAAAACCAUUUACCCAGUGUUCAAAAAUUCAGCAAUAUAAUGUGUGUUGCCCUUCCCAUGAUCAAUGUCUUUCACAGGGCCCCUCACCUGGCUUUGGGCAGGGAAAGAAGUGCUGCGAGCUUGGAUCAAUCGUCUCUUGGACACGACAGCUUCGAAGGUUACUCUCGUUACUCAGCGCCACAAUUGGAAAUAACUACCAUAGCACCCGUUUUUCCAUCUUAUGCCAUGGCUCUUGGUAAAGACUUUCUGGAGUUAUGUGGGCAGCAAUUGUCGGAUUUCGAAAUAGUUACUGAAGACGGAGAUUCCGUCCGAGUUCCAAUAUUUUUAUUAAGAAAGCGAUGGGGGAGGUACUUCGAUGAUGUGCUUGCACAUGGUUACGUCAAAGCGUCCAAAGAAUUUGAAAAUCAGAACCGAGAUAAUGUUCUAACCAAAUUUUCCUCGAGUACUGGAAAUUAUAGCGUCACUCCAACAAGUCACCAAUUUGACACCACAAGCUCAAAAGGCCCGGAAAAUUUGUCACCAAAAGAAGAACUUGACCUUACUGUGCCGCUAGAUGAGCAAUCCGAAGGCUCACAGUCGCUGUACCCUUCAGUGCCUAGAAAGUCAAGCCCACUGAUUUUUGCAAACAAAUCAAGCACUCCCGAAUUAUCGCGAAAACCCGGUUUAAAAGACAAAUCAAACACGGGCACAGUAGUUCUGCCUAAGAUGCAUCAUUCCAAGUCCGAUUCGUCCGCUAAUUUGGUAGCUCGAAAUCACGAGGAAGCCUUGAAAGACACCGGCGAUAACACCGACAAGUCCAAUAUUGAUCCAAGUAAGACGACAAGCUCAUCUGGUGGCAUGGUAUUUCGUCUUCCAUUUCAAGAAGGUAGCGGCGGGUCCGCAGUUCCAUUGCCAUUAUUACAAGCACUUAAUAACGAUCCCAGUAAGCUGGAAACUCUGGAAAAACAUUUAGGGCCUGCCUCUCGCAGAAAGUCUUCCGUAUCUACCAGUUUUGUGUUUGACGGGGGCCCCCGAGGUGCGCGUCGUGCAUCUCAUCCAAAUUUUCACAAUCCCGAUGAAAAAAUGGCAGCCUCCCAGAGCCCGCUUGGUUCUCGGAAAGCAUCUGUAGCAUCUCAGAAUAGCUCGAUAUCGUUCGUGAGCUCGUCUUCUGACAGGAUGGGCAAUCCAAACAACCGCAGAACUUCUCAGGAUAGUACUAUGAGCUCAUCUACCUUCAAUUCUUUGAAUUCUCAACUACCGCCCCCUCAGCCAAUGCCCACAGAUCCUCUACCCUCAACUCCACAUCAGCCUAGUAUUGAUGUGACUAUGUCAUCGGCCUCUGCCAAAAAUAGUCCAUUUUCGUCGAGGCGUUCAUCAUAUUAUCAUGACGUUUUACGCCCCGGAUUGUCAUCUUCGAUUUCGCAGUCACUUCUCGGCAUCAAUGAAGCUGCCGCAUCAGAAAAUAGUCCGCUUCAUCCUCCAGAUCCUUACCUGGCUCGCAAGAGAUCUAUUGACAGGCAGCUUCUCGAGGACAAUUUGAUUGACGUCGAAUUGGAGGCAAGCAUUGAUCCUCACCAAAGUUCCAGUUCAACGACAGAACGCAAAUCAGUGGGUCAGAAAGGUGCUGUGAAGGCUAGAAUGGAGAGUGAAGGCAGUCGUCCAUCAUAUCUUUCAUUGGCCGAUAGCAGCACAAGUAUCAACUUCACUACAGAGCAGGACCUAGAACCUCUGCUAGUCCCAAGAUCGCUAUACAUGCCGUGGCCAACUUCUACGAUUAAAUCGCUCAUCGAGUUUUUCUAUACGGGUCAAGUGAAUGGUCGGUGGCUACUGUCCCCUGUUGCAUUGAAUUUAUUGGUGAUGGCUAAAGUGUACGAGAUUACACUACUCUAUGACCUUCUUGCCGAGGCGUUCUAUUCGAUUUUGGGCAAAAAGGAGGAAAGUUUACUGGCCAUAGGAGAAUCAUUGAAACGUUUUCUCUAUCUAAAAAAUACUAAGGGAUAUGUGGACUCUCCGGACCUUCAAUUGGCUUUUCAGGAGCUGCUUGAGCUCGAAAAGUCACUUCAUGCAGUUGACGAUGGAUUUUUCGACGUGCAGCUUCUGAAAAGAGCGACGAGGGCCACUUCUGCUUGCAGCUCCGAAAGCGGUGACAUUGGUGCCAUUAACAAGAACAGUAAAGAACAAGACUCAUUAAAUGUACCGGUCCUCUUUGCAGGAGGACCUCGAGGCAGUCACAACUCGAUCGGAUCCAGUGGGACACCAAACGCAAGUGCUGAAGAAACAAUGAAGUUCACGUCACCAAAAGAAAAUCAAGCAGCAAAGAAGAAUGGUCGUAGUAGAAGCGCAACAUUGAAAGAGCUAGGUGGCUUGGACAAAGAGUCAGGUUCGAGAGAUUUUACUGAUUACACAGCCAACGACGUCAUGACUCAAGAGGCAAGCGAUAAAACAGACAGAGAGAAUAGAGCUGAUAGAAUGGAGCAACAAAAAUUGAGCAACAUGUCUCAAAAUGUCAAUUCUGACUUCUCGACCCAGAUCAUCGACUUGAAAUCUUCCGAAGGUCGUGAAGAUAGUCAAAAAGAAGGUCGCAAGACGCCCGACCGAACUAAUGUAGCAAAGGAAAUGGACAGGAAACAUACGAAAGCCGAGAAUGAAAAAAUUGAUACCGCUGCGGAAGAAAAAGUAGUAGGGAAUGCUGAUAGAGAUGAGAACCGCGAGAACGAAGGAUUUCCCGAGAAUUCCACUUCCAGCUCCGACUCCGAUGAUAUGUGCACCGGUUUCGGGUUGGCUUCCACAACAAAAAUCGACAAGAAACUUCGCCAGCGUGAAGACGACAUAUCUGUAGAUCCGCUGUCAAAAAAGAUUGACUCAGAAAAUUCGUCACUGAAGAAUAUCAUUGAUUUCUACAAGAAGGGGGAUCAUUUGAACAGGCCGGACGCUCAUAAGACGAGUGUCGACAAUUUGACACUUGCUAACAUGGCAUCGACCAAUUCUUUGCCUCCAGUCGAUUAUGUUGUUGAACUGAUCCAUGAAACUGCCACGUUGGUACACGACACACGUCUUAUUGUCAGAUGUGUUAGUGUCAUUACGUUAUCAAAGAACCUGAAAUUGCUGAAGAAAAAGCUGGAAAGCUAUCCAUUCAUGCGCGAUAGCGACGCCGGAAGAUCAGCCACACCCACUGAGAAUGCUUUUACAGGUAGUAACGAAUCGGCAAAAGUGGAUGAUAAUGCCACUACCACAGGGUCGCCAUCAAUUGAACAGCUGCCUCGGGUGGAGUCCAGUGCAAGCCUCGACAGAAGGAGUCCUAUGACCUCCAACACGACUACGGGGGAGAACCGUGCAGGCACGGCGCCCGAGAGUGGUCCCAAGCCUACUACGUCCGAGACAAGUCUCCCGGAAAAAAGUGAUGUCUCCUCGAUCGACACGAAAAGCUCUAAAGCGCCUAGAAGUCAAAGAAUCAAGAAAGUGAACUCGAAUUUGGCUGGGACGGGUUUGACGGGAGCGGCUCUCUUUAUGACCGGGUCUUUUGGUCCUCCGAUCCCGAAGGUCAAGACCGAUAAGACAGGGGCUUCAUCUACAUCCAGUCCCACGUCUAGGACCGGGAAGUCAUUUUUCGGCAAGCGUAAGUAG
Lachancea sp. 'fantastica' is the source of this 4827-nucleotide messenger RNA. The record is from the annotation of a GenBank genome assembly. NCBI's taxonomy places the organism in Eukaryota, Fungi, Ascomycota, Saccharomycetes, Saccharomycetales, Saccharomycetaceae.